This is a messenger RNA of Synchiropus splendidus (mandarinfish), 2377 nucleotides long. RefSeq names its product rapunzel 4 (gene rpz4). Lineage: Eukaryota; Metazoa; Chordata; Actinopteri; Syngnathiformes; Callionymidae. The coding region runs from base 199 to 1374 and encodes 391 amino acids. The record is from RefSeq and is a predicted model, not a curated record. The transcript is spliced from 3 exons.
UUACUUGUCAGACUGGGUGUGUCCCAGCGAGACGACACGGGAUCACGUGACCCAAAGGAAGCCGAGCCUUCCGCGACUGUGUGACGGUGUUUCUCCCGCAAACUCGUGAAAGUUUUUGCUGUGUUGUAAGAGGAGCUAGCGAACAGGCCGCAGUCCACUCUCUUCAGAGCUCAGCAAUUCAAGGAAACCAAAGUGACGAUGGCCAACCAGCUACAGCAGCUCGUAGCAGAGAAGAAGGACAUGGUUGAGACUGUGAUGGAGGUCUUUGAACAGGGGGCUGAAGUGGUGGCCAGCAUCGCGGGAGACCUCUUCCCAGUCUUCGCCAUUGCUGCUCCCAUUGUCAAGCUCGCUCUGGACAACGUGGAGAGCAAAGAGGCCGUGUUCAUGAAGGAGCAGUUUCAAAAGGUCCGUGAGCGCCUCGAGGUGGUCUCAGAAGAAAUUAAGCGCAUCAAUGAUGAGGUCAAGAAGAGCGGAGCAGAUUCCGCCUAUUUCUCUGUGGAGGAAAACAUCACAAACCAGUUCCGGAAGUACAUGGACAUCCUCAACGCCAAACCAAAGUUCCGAGAGGUCAAGAAGAAGACUUUUCUGGAUCAUUUUGCCCAAACCGGCGGCGAUAAAAACCUGAACACCCUCUACAAUGCUGUGACCGGUGAGAACUUCUCCGGAGAGUCCGUGCUGGAGAUCACUCUGAACUUCGAGCAGAAAAGCCGACGGCCAGUGGAGGAUUUCUGUGCCAGGCUGAAGAAGCUGUUCUGCAUCGGGCUCAUCGCCUUGCUGGGUCACGCUGCUCUCAAGGGCUAUGAUGAGGAGGAGGUACUCCUCAAAGACUGGGGGGAGAAGAUGAAGAUCGUCCAGGAAAAAAUGAAUGCUGUUAUUCUGGAAUGUGUAGAGGGAUUCCCUAAACAAGCUGAGCUGGAUUCACGUCGGCUGGUUCGUGACCAGCCAAACUUGAGCCACCAGCAGCUCGCUGAUGCUCUCAUAGAAAGCCUCAAGAAGAAGUACGACUGGGUGGGCUGGUCAGUGCGAGUAUUCAAGUCGCCCAGUGGCCUCUUCGCCCAGAGGAAAGAGUUCCACAGUGCGACAGGAAAGAGUCGCUUCCAGGUCCCUUCAUCGGACGAGAAACUGAACGUGGUGGUGUCUUACAGCUCGUCCCCUGAGCCGCUCGACAAGAACCACAUACAGCAGGUGAUCCUCAGCCAAAAGAAACUUGCAGUGGUCGGUCUCAGCGAGCUCCUGUUCGAGAAGAUGCCUGGUGACUGUGUCGUCCACACGGUGAAGACCAGUAAAGAUCUGGCCUGUUCCUGGAGCUUCACUGAGGAGCUUCACUACUGGGUGGAGCAUAAAAACAUCUACGUCUGUGUUCACUCAGCGUGAAUAGCCAAAACGUCGCUGAAUCUUAAAGACGGCACUUCAAAUUUCUACUUCUGAUGUUCAUAAUUGUUAUUGAAAUUACUCAUUAUCAUGUCGUCUGACCAUUGCUGUCGUUAAUAUUCUUUCUGCUAAGCGGCUUUUGAGCUAACUUUUGUCAGUGAGGACAUAUUCAAUCUGGUUAGGUGGAGUUAAUUUCCAGUACAGGAUGCGUAGGUUUUCGACGUUUGCUGUCUUGGAACUCAAGAGUGGGUGAAUACAUGAAACAUCCUCCAUCAAACAAGAAACUAAACAGGGAGUUUCACUUUAUUCACUCGGCAAAACAGUCUGAAACAAAUGUAUGGGGAUAGGGUUUUUUAAAAAAAAAUAAAAUCAGCUGCAAUAGACACUCUUAGUUCAGAGUGAAGACCUUUUCAUGCUAUCCAUGAUCAUGGAGGAUCUCUUUCAUCCAGGCUAGGAUACUGUAGGUAGGAUUUAAAUAUGGUAACUGGACAUAGGUUUGGAUCAUGAAAAGAUCGACUGAAAAGGCCACUAAUAUUGCACUUUAUUGUCUUAGUUUUGAAUAAAAGGGGUAUCCUUUUCGUCACUGUCAGUUAAUCUAACUGCCCUUUUGACGUCCAUGUUCAGCCCCAGAUGUUGUCUUUUGUCUUCACAUUUACAUUCCAGAAGGAGGCAUAGGAGCAAACUCAACUGGUACCUUUAAAGGUUAUUGAGGCUGUGGGAACAUGCCAGGGCGGAGUGACAGCCGGUCUGUUUACAUACCAACGUGCUUUGUUGCUGUUGUGUCACAUCUGUGCUGCCAGGCAACAUGAACGGCCCCAGAAUGAUCUUGAGUUUUCGGUGGAUGUUAUCAGUUUAAUAGGAUGUUCUCACUACGUUUUAGCUCAGCCCAUCACCCUUCGUUGUGAAAGUUGAUUGUCCAUAUAUUACUGAGCUGUGUUUCUACAGAUGUAGUGCAGAGUUUUAUAUCUCUUUAUAGCUAAAACCUUAAAUAAAGGUGAAAACAACA